Girardinichthys multiradiatus is the source of this 2748-nucleotide messenger RNA. RefSeq names its product glial fibrillary acidic protein-like. The transcript has 15 exons. The record is from RefSeq and is a predicted model, not a curated record. NCBI's taxonomy places the organism in Eukaryota, Metazoa, Chordata, Actinopteri, Cyprinodontiformes, Goodeidae. Bases 146 to 1753 code for a protein of 535 amino acids.
UUGAGUCCGGAGUCUCGGCGGGAUCUCUUGGAGCUGUCGAGGGUCUUUACUUCGAUGAACGGUUGCUGGAAUGAAACAAAAUGAAGAUUGAAAAGUAAUUACUGGGUGCAAAACGAAGGUCUUGGAGGUAUCUGGAAAUGUAAAAAUGAACGGGGCGGGACAGAGACAAAGGAGGCGGUCUUUGGAAAACAUCAACUUCUCUGCUAUUGGUUGGGGCCAAGCCUCUAGGAGGAAUCUGGAUGUGCAUGGGUGUGAACAACACUAUCUGCAUAAAAAGACACAGAAAUCCACAACAGGAUCAUCUGACAGAAAGCUGGGACAUCAGUCUGCAGAGGUUCUCCAACUCCAACUAACAGCUGUGGCUGAAAUCAAGGAUUUGGAAGCAUUUAUCGACCGCCAUUACUACAAACUGCAAAACGAGAAUCAAGAUUCAAGAUUCCUUUAUUGUUGUUUUGCUGACAUCAAGAAUGACAAGCCACUGCAGCUGCUGCCAAUCAAAAUGGAAAAGACAGAUUCAUCUCCAAACUUUGGUGACCAACAGACCACACAACCUCCGGCCGGCAUGUCCCGGGACAACGAGUCAUAUAUGAAUGAACCAAAUAAGAAUAAUCCAGUCUUCGAGCCCUCAACUGACGUCCCCAUAUUUAAGAUAGAUUUUGAGAAUAUUUUGAGCACACAGAGCAAAGAUUCAAUUCUGAUGAAGGAGCUUAAUGACCGCUUUGCCAACUACAUCGAAAAUAUCCGGUCUCUGGAGAAGCAGAACCAGAAACUGAUUGUGCAGAUUAAGCAAGCACAAUGCGAUAAGGAAAACCAACGUGAUUUACUGUCUGUCAAAGAGAGCAGCCUAUUUUUAGAGAAUGAGAAUCUGAAAAUUGACAACUCAACUUUGAAUCAGAAGAUCAUGGAGCUGGAGAGAAGGCUGACAAACGAGUCCAAUGGAAGACUUGAAGCUGAGGAGAGAAUUACGAAUUUGUUAGAAUCUACCACUUUAGAGUUCCAGAGUCUGCAGCAAAAAUACAGCAAACAGACGGAGGUGAUUUCUAACCUGGAGGUCCAGAUCAACAAAAAGACCCAGAACGAGGAGUACAGCAGAACAAAAUUAACAAACAAUGUUAGCACUACCUGCACUGGCGACACUACUGAUGGCGCCAAGAUUGACUUGAAUAAGAUAAGGGAGGAGAUUGAUGCCAUUGCUAAAAGAAAUGUUACCGAGAUUGAGAAGAUGUACAAGUCCAAGGAGGUGGAAUGGAAGAAGACAGAAAGUGAUAUAAAAACAGAACUCAUUAAAGUCAGCCGGGAGAAAGAAGAGUACUCACGCAAGAUUGAGCAAUACAAAUCUGAGAUCAAGUUUCUCAAGAUCGAAAACACCCAGAUUCAAGGCCUAAAGGUCCAGAUAGAGGAAAUAAAUAAAAUCCACCAGGAUGAAAUUUCAACAUUUCAGGAAUCCAUCAAAACCCUUGAAGGGAACAUGACAGUAAAGGAGGAGGAGAUAGAGUCUCGCUUUAACAAGUACAAAGAUCUGCAAAGUGCCAUGUUGAAGAUGCAAACAGAAAUUGCUGCCUACAAGCACCUACUAGAGGUUGAGGAGAGCAGAAUUAACCCAACCGUGCCAAACGAAUUCAACCCCCGUUCCGAAGAGGACGACGAGACAUCUGAGAAGAAGAAAGAGCCCCCAAGCGAUGACAUGACUGACCCAUCAGCAACAGAUGAGGACAGCAAACCUGAUACUGCGUCUGAUGACGACAAGGAUUAGGAGGGAGCAUGCAAAAUAACAGCAAGACAUCUGUCCCACAGUCACCAGGAGACGAAAAGGAAAUAAAUAUGUUCUUGUGGAGCAGUUCAGAGAAUGCGGAAUAUUAUUAAUAUUGCUUGGAUAAAGAUAAUGAAUCUCAAUAAUCAAGUCUUCCUUAUAACCGAUUGUGAUUUUGCCUGAUAGAUUUUCUUUCUUUUGCUGUUUUGGUGUUUGUUUCUUUGCUUGCUAGUGCUUUUAGCUGAAUGUGUCCAACAUGCAUGAAAUUCAAAAAGCAUUUCAGAUGACCUGCUUUGUGAAUCACACGUCCACAUUCUUGGGGAAAAAUGGGUUGACUCAAUUUCUAUUCCGGACUGUUUGGAUAUAUUUGUUUUAUUUCUUUAUCUUUUUAACACACGAGGGUGCUUUUAUGACAAAUUUAACCAUGCUUUCAACAUACAGAUGAAUUGUGUUUUUUUUAAGUCUUGUGAUGUUCUGAAGAAAAGAUGAAGGUCAAAAGUACCUAGUUACGUUGAAAGAACUAAUAACCAGUUGGUGUUUUGCAGAGCAGCUUUAACACAAACACACAUAAUGAUUGUAGGCAGAGGAACCAGCACUAUGUCGCUAGAAGGCUGCAGUCUACAGUCGUCCAUCCUGUCCUUUAACACACUUGCACACAUAUGGCCGCAGAAGAGGCAAGUCGAGUAGGUCUUUCAGGUUGUCGUCUCCAGAGAAUGGUUGAUGGUUGAAGACAAAAAGAUCCGAGAAGUUGGGGCCAGCCUGUGCUCCAAUGAAGGGAGAGCUAAAUCUGAACGCGGCCACUCCCCACCUUUUAAAACCAAUCCAUUGUAAUCUGUUUCUAUGUCAUUUGUGUUACAACACGCUGUUUGAGCAUUAUCCGUUUCUGGGAGGUUGGUUGCAGAUCACCAGCUGCAAUUCUCUGAACAGAAAUGUUCAAUGUACCUACUUAGCCUUGAAUCUUCAAAUAAAUAAGUCGUUUGUCUUCUAUCUCAAUAACA